Messenger RNA from Amphibalanus amphitrite, 1407 nucleotides. RefSeq names its product short coiled-coil protein B-like. The record is from RefSeq and is a predicted model, not a curated record. The coding region runs from base 311 to 706 and encodes 131 amino acids. Gene Ontology annotation, cellular component: trans-Golgi network. The transcript is spliced from 4 exons. Lineage: Eukaryota; Metazoa; Arthropoda; Thecostraca; Balanomorpha; Balanidae.
AUAGUCAAUCCCCUUCACAGCCAGAGCUGAAAAUAAUAUCGAAAUGUGAUAUAUUAAUGUACCUAACAAGCCUGAGGCUGAACAUGGAAUGCUGGCAAAAAAAGUGAAAAUAGGCCUACUUCCUCUAGGUUGUGUAAACUGCUGAGAUCAAGAUAUCUGUGGCAAACAUAAUAUCAAAUUGAAAAUGACCUGUCACUGCUGUUUGGUCAUGAAAACAGUACCAGUAUGAAGCAUGAACAUAAUUGUCAGGUGAAGGAGCUGCAAUCUAAACCCAGACACCAAUUGUCACCACCUUUGUUGGCAAGCUAUAAUGUCUGUAGGAGGGAGGGACGACCUAAGCAUCCCACUGGCAGAUGCUGACCCACAGGUGGUACUGCCAGAGGAGCCAUCUAGUCCAGAGAGCACUGCUGACCAUGGUCGAAGCUGCGAGUCCCUCUCGUCUGCAGUGGCUAAUGGCACUGGCAGUCUGCACAGUUUCGAUCCAGACUUGAGUCCCGACGAACAAGAGGAGAAGGCGCGCCUGAUCUCGCAGGUGCUGGAGCUGCAGAACACGCUGGACGACCUGUCGCAGCGUGUGGACAGCGUGAAGGAAGAAAAUCUGAAGCUUCGGUCGGAGAAUCAGGUUCUGGGCCAGUAUAUCGAGAACCUGAUGCAGGCUUCCUCCGUGUUCCAGUCCACGUCCUCGCCUAAGGUGAAAAAGAAGUAAACUGGGCGACCAUGAAAAGCACAGCUUUAAUUAGGUUCGCGCUUUUUCUGUUGGCGCUGGCUACGGUAAGGUAGGUAUUUCAAAAUGAGAUGGAUAAUGACUUCCUUGAGAAGGGUCAUGCUGAGAUUUAUCACUAUCAUACAGCGAGUUGAUAUGUAGCCCAAUUGAUGUCUGCUGGUCGCUUCCUUGCUCGCGUUUUGGACGUCAGCCCGAUUGCAGUUCCAAAAUGGAAGGGUGCUUUAACGCCACUUGCGCUCCAGAGCUGCGCCUUUUCUAUCACACACAAGGGAAUUCAGUGAACCUGCUUACCGAGUGGUAGCGAGAUUGAAUCUUAUUUGGAGCUAGAGUCGUGUUUGAAGUAGGAUUUGCAAGUCCGUUUAGUAUUAUAUAAUCUGUAUUGUCAUAAGCGAUCGAUAUUGUCUUUGUCGCGAUGUCGGGCUGCGGCAUAGUAGAAGGGCAUGCUUUCACAGGUGUUUCCAACCGGGCUUGAACUGAGUUUUAUCAUGACGGGUUUGCGUCCGCCCGGUGGGUGGUUUUAUAUGUUGUGUGCUGCGUCAUGCCUGGUGCCGGCAGUGUUUUGUUGUCACGUUCCUUGGCGUCUGUGAUCCGGCCCGCAUUCCGCAUGCCUCCAAGGCGGCCGUCGGUGCUCGCUGGCUAAGAGAAUCUGCACUCGAACUACACGAUAAAGCUUAACGAAAAGA